Messenger RNA from Lethenteron reissneri (Far Eastern brook lamprey), 5105 nucleotides. It is a transcript of the gene DDX23, whose product is annotated as DEAD-box helicase 23. NCBI's taxonomy places the organism in Eukaryota, Metazoa, Chordata, Hyperoartia, Petromyzontiformes, Petromyzontidae. The record is from RefSeq and is a predicted model, not a curated record. Gene Ontology annotation, molecular function: nucleic acid binding; RNA helicase activity; ATP binding.
CGAACAUCCGGAAUCGACCCGCCGAUUCGUGAGCGCGGCAACCACGUUUCUCUUCGCGUCUCUCGACAUCGUCUCCCUCUCCUCGCCGCACCUCGUCGCCCCCCUCGGAGACGAUGCUGGACGUGGUGAUGCUGAUGUUCUUCGCGUUGUGCGCUCUCGUCUUCCUCUCAUACGUCAUCUACGCCCUCUGAGGGCUCGCCUCCGUCCAUCACCGCUUCAUCAACAUCGCCAUCGCCACCAUCAUCAUCUUCACCACCACCAUCUUCAUCUCAUUUCCACCUCCCGUCACCGCAGCCUCAUUCCUACCACAACCUCCACUAUCACCGACCAGCUCGUUCCCACCACCAACCUCGCCACCACCAUCACCACCUCUGACCCCGUCAGCCUCACCGCGCACCAACCCAGGGGUUGGUAAGAAAGUGAGUUCACAAACAACAACAUCAUCAUCAUCAGCAGGAGCAUCAAGUGAGGGGUGGAGGGGGGCAGACACAGCGCCGAGGGUGGAGCAGGCAGCCGGCGGUGGAGUCUGUGAGGGGCUGAGGCAGGCGGCGGCCACAUGGAGGAGGCUGCCGAGAGGGAGCGAGGCCGAGCGGCCAAGCGGCCCUCGUCCAAGGAGCGCGGCGGUGGUGGAGGAGGUGGUGGAGGUGGAGGAGGUGCGGAGAGGAAGCGGCCGAGCCCCCCGCGGGACCGGCGCCGCUCUUCCCGGGACCGCAGACCGCGCUCGGGGUCCCCUGCCAGCAAGGAGCGUGACAGCAGGAGACGUGAAAGGGAUGUGAGAGACAAGGAGAGAGACAAGAAGGACAAAGACAAAGACGACUUGAAGAAGGACAAGGACAAGAAACGCUCCAGGUCGAGGUCACCGAAAAAGGGGACGAAAGAUAAAGAUAGAUCCAGACUGAAAAAAGAGAAGGACGAGGAGGAUGAAGAGGAGGAGGAGGAUGGCAAGAAGGCAAAGUUCCAGCCGCUAUCUCUGGAGGAAAUGAUUGCGCGCAAAAAAGCCGAGCAGGAGGCUGAGCAGAAGCCCAAGUUCCUGACGAAGGUGGAGCGCGAGGCGGAGGCCCUGCGCCGGCGCUCGCAGCAGGUGGAGGAGCAGCGGCGCGCCAUGGAUGAGGAGCGCAAGAAGAGGAUGGUCUUCCAGGAGGAGGGCAAGAAGAUGAUGGAGGACCCGUACGAGCGUGACCGGCGGGAGCGGCGGGAGCGGCGCGAGCGAGAGACGGAGACCAGCCUCAACGAGGACGACCGCACCAAGAUCCGCGAGGAGAAGGACCGCGAGAAGGAGAUGCAGGCCAUCAAGGACCGGUAUCUGGGCCAGCCCAAGAAGCGCCGUCGCGUGCGCCGUCUGAACGACCGCAAGUUCGUGUUCGACUGGGACGCGGGCGAGGACACGUCGGUCGAUCACAACCCCAUAUACAAGGAGCGGCACAGCGUGCAGCUGUACGGGCGCGGCUACGUCGCCGGCAUCGACCUCAAGCAGCAGAAGAAGGAGCAGUCCAAGUUCUACGGGGACCUGCUGGAGAGGCGGCGCACGCAGGAGGAGAAGGACCAGGAGGAGGUGCGCUUGAAGAAGGAGCGCAAGAAGGAGGCAAAGCAGCGCUGGGAUGACCGGCACUGGUCGCAGAAGAAGCUGGAGGAGAUGUGCGAACGAGACUGGCGCAUCUUCCGCGAGGACUACAACAUCACCACCAAGGGCGGCAAGAUCCCCAACCCCAUCCGCCUGUGGAAGGAGUCCAUCCUGCCCUCGCACAUCAGGGAGGUCAUCGAAAAGUGUGGAUACAAGGACCCAACACCCAUCCAGCGGCAAGCCAUUCCCAUCGGCCUGCAGAACCGCGACAUCAUCGGCAUCGCCGAAACUGGCAGUGGCAAGACGGCAGCCUUCCUCAUCCCGCUGCUUGUAUGGAUCACCACGCUGCCCAAGAUCGACCGCAUCGAGGAUACAGACCAAGGGCCGUACGCCGUGAUCCUGGCGCCCACGCGUGAGCUGGCGCAGCAGAUCGAGGAGGAGACCAUCAAGUUCGGCAAGCCGCUCGGCAUCCGCACUGUGGCCGUCAUCGGAGGCAUCUCCCGCGAGGACCAGGGCUUCCGCCUGCGUAUGGGCUGUGAGAUCGUGAUCGCGACCCCGGGCCGUCUGAUCGACGUGCUGGAGAACCGCUACCUGGUGCUGAGCCGCUGCACCUAUGUGGUGCUGGACGAGGCGGACCGCAUGAUCGACAUGGGCUUCGAGCCCGACGUGCAGCGCAUCCUCGAGCACAUGCCCGUCUCCAACCAGAAGCCCGACACCGACGACGCCGAGGACCCCGACAAGAUGACGGCCAACUUCGAGUCCGGCCGACACAAGUACCGCCAGACGGUCAUGUUCACGGCCACAAUGCCGGCCGCCGUGGAGCGGCUGGCGCGGAGCUACCUGCGCCGCCCGGCCGUCGUCUACAUCGGCUCCGUGGGCAAGCCCAUCGAGCGCGUGGAGCAGCGCGUCUUCAUCAUGGGCGAGUCCGAGAAGCGCAAGAAGCUGCUGGAGCUGCUGUCGCGAGGAUUCGAGCCGCCCAUCAUCAUCUUCGUGAACCAGAAGAAGGGCUGCGACGUGCUCGCCAAGUCCCUCGAGAAGAUGGGGUUCAACGCGUGCACGCUGCACGGAGGCAAGGGCCAGGAGCAGAGAGAGUUUGCGCUCUCAAACCUGAAGGCCGGCGCCAAGGACAUCCUGGUGGCCACCGACGUGGCCGGCAGAGGUAUCGACAUCCACGACGUCUCCAUGGUUCUCAACUACGACAUGGCCAAGAACAUCGAGGACUACACUCACCGCAUCGGCCGCACGGGUCGCGCGGGCAAGAGCGGCGUGUCCGUCACCUUCCUGACCAAGGAGGACGCGGCCGUCUUCUACGACCUCAAGCAGGCCAUGCUCGGCAGCCCUGUGUCGCAGUGCCCCCCCGAGCUCGCCAACCACCCCGACGCCCAGCACAAGCCCGGCACCAUCCUCACCAAGAAGCGCCGCGAGGAGACCAUCUUCGCGUGAUCGCCGUCGGGCGUCCGGCUCCCUCUCCCACCCCCAGCGCGCGCCGGUGCCGGCCCAGCCGCCCCCAUCGCUGCCACCACGGUCGAUACCCGCGGUUGUCGGAGUGUACGGAAGCGCGCCGCGGUCUGGCCAGAGGGCGGGAAGUGCAUCCUGGAAGCAGGAAUUUGCUGCGUGCUGGUAGCGGACUCGAGUGGGCGGCGGUGGUGGGGGGGCGCAGAUGGGAUUUGUCGGGGGAUGUGAAGCGGAGGAGUGUGCACGCGUGCGCCGCAUGUCGCCAGCUUGUCGUGUUGACUUGCAAACGGCAAAUGUGUUCUCUCCAACUUUUUACAAAGUUUCGAAGAUUUAUUUUCUCCGAAAUUCCCUUCGUUGUGAUUUUUAUAUCGUUCGUAUGAUUUUCGCGUUUUUGUCAUGAAUGUGUUUUGAACAUUGGUCACCUGCCCACAGAGCCGGCAUGCUCAGCAUUUAGCUCCCACCCAGAAAAACAAGUUGCUGGUCCGCGCGUGCUGCCCACUGCUCCGAAUCCUUCACCCGGGCUUAAUUCGAAGCGCCGCGUGUCGCCGUCCUCCUUUGCGUUUGCGUCCCAAGGGGGGUGUUUUGCCUACCGCGUUCUGCCGCUCUUCUGAUAUGCGAGAGAGACUUUGUUUUUUGUGACGUCCUGCAAGCUGUUUUUAAACCCAGGCUUCGUGUGCAGGCAGGUGGCUGCAACGUGCGUGCACGUGUAGGCAACGGAGCGUGUGCACACGCAAGAGAUGAGCGUGCAUCAGAACUGGGGUCAAUUGUCAUUGUAACUGUACCGUUCAUAAUGAGUUGCAAACGAUAUACGCUGCGUUCUCUGGCCGAUAAGACUCGCUUGGGAAAGUAAGACGCACCAAAAACCUUGUGUCCGGUGUCUUGGCACAAGUUAGAGAAAUAUGGACGGGGACACACCUAUCGGAUUAUAAGAUGCACCCCAAAAAUUUGUUUUCAAUUAUAGGGGGUAAAAAGUGGGUCUCAUAAUUUGGAAAAUAUAUCCGUUGCAGGCCACUUGAGAUCGUCUGCGAGUUUAAAGGAUUCGGGGUUUUGUCAUUGGGGCUGCUUGCUGCUCUACCUGCUGCGCAGCUAAGAAACUCACUUCUGUCCGCAAACACUCGAGACCUCGGUGCCUCCUGGGGAGCUCGUGGCCGCCAAGGCCUGGUCACACUUUAGGGCUCCGAAGUGAUGGGGAAUAGCCGGUAGAAAUCCACCCUCGAGUUUGACCCGAUCUCAAUGUGGUACAAGGUACGACGAGAAUAUGCCAUCCCGGUUUCACCCCCGAGUCUCGUGUUUGCCGAUAACGAUAGUACGGUUGGCAAGUACGGCGAGAGAGGAGUUGAACGUACAUACGUUUGAGGAGUUGUGGAACGUCGCCAGCUUUAACACGAUUGAUUUACGUGGCUUCAAAUGAACCGGUAAGUAAAUCUGGAACAACAAAUCCCUGGAAGAUAUGUGGUACCUUGCAACAUGGACUUUCAUGCAAGGAGUGGACAGUUAUUGUGUGUUUUAUGAUAUUCCUAAACUCUCCUGAAACUGCAACUACCCAAGACCCCAAAAAGCUCUGCUUGCUUGGACUCGAGUGUGAGAGUGGCUUGGAGCUCCUGAAUGUAGUUGAGAGACCAUCGUUUAUUUACUUUUGCUGGCCCCCAUUGUGUUGGCUCUGGUUAAUGAAACCUCAAGAGUUUGUGUUUUAGUUUGUUAUCCUUCCCUCCGCGCCACCUCCGAUUGGCACGGUUGGCUACGUGCGGUGUGAAAGAAGUUCUACAGGCAAGAGUUGUAAAACGUUUCUUUUUUUAAUGGAAAAAAAAAAAUUGCGCGAGUGUGUCUCGGGCUUGGGUGCAUUUGGUGAGCUCUGUGUCGCCGAGUUUCCGUGAUGUGCGAGCGACGCGUGUUCGUGUGUGCAAAGAGUGCACGCCCAAGUAAUGAUGAGUUCACAUCCUUCUAAAAUAGGGUUACUUUGCGUGACAAAAACAUUCGGUGUGGCCCAGUACCCACAAUUCAGUGGGGUGUUAUGCUCGAGUUGCAUUGUUCCUUGAUGUAGUGCAGCCUGUGAAACAAUAUUACACCAAUAAAAAGACUCCGACGAUGA